CACAAAACAAGCAAGUAACAUAACAAAAUCAUCAACACACAAAGUCAUGGCGUCAAUCAACAUUGAUCAUCUUGACAUGAGAAGGCUCCUGGACGAGCAAAAGAUCUCGCUCGAAGAGGUGGAAAGGGAGCUGGUCGAAAGAUGGCCACUCCUAGGAGUUGCCCCAAGCAUCAGCUCUGCCUUGGUGGUGCUGCGUCAUUUGCUCGCCGCUACCAUGCCGAACGACCACGCCCUGGACAAGGUGGGCGAGUGGGAGGCCAAGAACCCUCUUCUGAAAAUGGCUUGGUGCAGGGUCAAGGGUUCCAAUGAGGAGGAGCGCGCCGAAAUGGCGCGGCAGCUCAAGUCUCUACAGUCGGGAGAUGGCUUCAUCGAUGUGAUGGAGUCAGAUUUGAUGCACGAGACGUUCUGGUCGCGCGACCAGUAUUCCCCGAUCGCCGACGUUUGGCAAAUCCACGAGGGCAACGUGGUUUCGACUCAGCGGUCCACAGCCGAGAAAGGGGCUGCAGGACUGAUUAGAUGUGGUCCUGACCAGUUAGAAGACCUCGGUGAGCAUAUCCACCAGACGAUAUGCGGCGAGUCGAGCGAGGAGGACGUCGAGGCCUGGAGACAGCCAAUCGGGCGCAUUCCGAGCAUUCUUCGCGUGCUCUACACGCCCGACGAAGGUAGCGAGCCGUUCAAUAUGAGCCUCGUGAACGACAUCUCGCCGACAUUCAUCGGCUGGGACCCCGUCGGAAAGACGCUGGUCAACUGCGGCGCCGUAAGGUUUGGUCUUGCCGCAGUGGUCAAGCUGCGGGACCCAAACGUGCCCGACAGUACAGAUGCAUUGCGUCUGUAUUUUCCGACGGGCAAACCCGUCCACCCAUACAUCCGACCCAAGGAUUUCGUCGGCAAAAAGCAUGAUAUAGUAGAGGUCGGCUGGAGCAUGGGCACGCCUCCCAACGAGUACAUGCUGUACUUCACCGAACGCCACGAGUCCCGAACCGACGUGUUCGGGGAGGAGGUCAAAAUUACCCAGGCCACCGUCGAUACGGAGGAGCUGGGGUAUCAACUGUAUCAGCUGUAUCUGCUGAACAAGAAUGGCCCGGCUACAGCCCCCGCGCCUGAGGGCCGAACGAGCACCCCCGGGGCUGGCCGCAAGCGAAUCAUGCCGGGUGGCAGUACGGACGGCCAGGGUCCCGCCAUGACAAAGAGACUCCACGGCAACCCGGGUUCGUCAUCCAGCGGAGCGGCUGGAUCGUCAUAGAAGCCUGGCAGAGGGUUAGGCUCGCUGUCUUCUGGACCAAACAGGAGAUAUGGGGAACCUCUGGACAGGUCCAACCGCAACAAUAUGGCGCUUGGGAGGGCUCGGGAUCACAAUCCAUACUCCAUGGACAAUAUAGGUCGGCAGCGACCCUCUCGAACUGGACGCAAAUCCAAGAGGCCAAAGGUCGGACAGGACCAAGUACGUCCGCAGGGACCGUCACAGGGUCCAGCUGGCCCGAGCAAUUAGAUGGGGAUGCUGGACUGGAGGAGCACUUUGGUUGUUUAGGCUUUAGUUCUAGAUAUGGAGCAAAUUGAAGCUCAGUACGGGCACUAUACAUUGACAUA
Messenger RNA from Pyricularia oryzae 70-15, 1587 nucleotides. RefSeq lists its product as uncharacterized. The coding region runs from base 47 to 1243 and encodes 398 amino acids. NCBI's taxonomy places the organism in Eukaryota, Fungi, Ascomycota, Sordariomycetes, Magnaporthales, Pyriculariaceae. The transcript has a single exon. The record is from RefSeq and is a predicted model, not a curated record.